UGGUAAGACGAACUUAUAAAGAAUAAAACUGGAAUAGUUAUGUGUGAUUGACCAAUAACCAUAGUCUUCUGAGAAGCCUUAAAUUCUUGGACGUAAUGGAUUUUAUUGAAUGCAAAUAGGAGUUUCUCAACUCUCAUACCCGUGGCAUUCAUGUUGAGGCGAGGCGAGUGUUUUCUUGAAUUGAGAUUCUGAAAAUACAUACUCGGAGCAAAGAUCAAAGUUAUAUGAGAAGAUGGCAAGAGAUCUGGAUGAACAUGGGGCAGCUUUUCUGAAACAUGGUGAAACCUCUCAGUCAUUGUCACUUUCAGAUAUCUUUACCCUAAAGGAUGGAUCUGUAACACCUAUACUGCAGCCAGCAAAUCCUCCUGUGCGGGCUAUUGUAUUGCAUUUGAGCACUGAAUUCUCUGUACCGAUUGCGGAAGCUGUUAAAAGCAUUUUUAAUCCAUACUUCGAUAAAGCAAUCUGGUUUCAGAACUCUAGUGUGUACCAUUUUAGCAUGUUUCAUGCUUCCCACCGUCUUACACCUGUGCCUGCCACUGAAGAAGCGAUAGAAGCUGAAGCAUCUGCUGUGCAAGCUGUUGCUGGGACAUUCUGCCCUUUGAAUAUUGUUUUGGACAGGGUGGUUUUGACUUCAGCUGGAGUUCUUCUCGGUUGCUGGCAGGUGACCUCUGGUACAGAUCCUGUUAUCAUUCGUGCUAAGUUGCGGGAUGCGCUUCCACAUGCACCAGAGAAGCAACUUUAUGAUCCUCCAAUUCUUUACACGUCGUUUGCAAGGCUUUUGGGUCCACCUAAUGCAUUGCCUACGGAGCACAAAACCUCGGGUGAGCUCCAAAUCUUCCAUGAGCUAGUUAAUCAACUAGACAAUCAGAUCCGUGGAUUCAAGGCAGUGGUAUCGGAUCUCUGGUACGUGGAGGAAUAUGAUGUGCUUGCACUUGCACUGAAUGGAAGAAUGGCUAUUCGCAAGUUCAAACUCUGCUGCUCAGGAGCAUGAAGUUAUGACAGGUGCAGACUAAUUUCUGAAUAUACGAAGUAUAAUAAGUUCACAGAUGAGUAUAAUUAAUACCACAGUACCUCUGACAUAAUGUGCAAUAACAGGUGAAUAAUAUAUGUUGUUAUAGUGCUUGCAUUUGUUUAUGUAAUAUAUCUCUCUCAUCCUUUUCCGAGUUCUA
Molecule: messenger RNA, 1169 nt
Organism: Prosopis cineraria
Lineage: Eukaryota; Viridiplantae; Streptophyta; Magnoliopsida; Fabales; Fabaceae
Exons: 10
Coding region: 233-991 (252 amino acids)
Source: RefSeq, a predicted model, not a curated record